This is a messenger RNA of Carassius carassius (crucian carp), 1327 nucleotides long. Its product is annotated as T-cell leukemia homeobox protein 3-like. NCBI's taxonomy places the organism in Eukaryota, Metazoa, Chordata, Actinopteri, Cypriniformes, Cyprinidae. The transcript is spliced from 3 exons. The record is from RefSeq and is a predicted model, not a curated record. Gene Ontology annotation, cellular component: nucleus. Bases 216 to 1112 code for a protein of 298 amino acids. Gene Ontology annotation, biological process: regulation of transcription by RNA polymerase II; animal organ development. Gene Ontology annotation, molecular function: DNA-binding transcription factor activity, RNA polymerase II-specific; RNA polymerase II cis-regulatory region sequence-specific DNA binding.
UCUGCCAAGUCCUCGUGCCAAAAACUUUUUACAAACAGUCGAAUGCGUCCAAGCCAUCCUAAGUCAAGAACUGAAUCUCGAGGAGUAAUACAUCAUAAAGUAUAUAUUAGGAGGGAUUCCCUUAUUCAUAGAGAUAGAGUUUUCCAUUUUGCAAUUCCAGGGCAAUACGAAAUUGUCUGUGGAAUUAACCCACUGUAAAGGUUCGGGUGGUGAGGAUGGACCGAGCCCCAAGCUCCAGCCCAAGUGGCACCAGUCAAACCUCACAACCUACCCAACAUGAACCCAUCAGCUUCGGCAUUGACCAGAUUCUCAGCGGCACCGAUCAAGAAUCACAGCAGAACUCGAGCAGGAAUAAUUCCGAGAGCAACAGCAGCAGCGCGAGCGGAGGCAGUUACCAUCUCGGCAGCCCAACGGGAGCGAGCGCAACGCCGUACACGACGCUAACAGGCACUUUUCACGGUAUCGCGGCUCCAUAUGAGGAGUCUAGUCCGUACGGAGUGAACUUGAACCUUGCACACGGAGGAGUGAUUAGGGUCCCGGCUCACAGGCCCCUGGCCGCGGCCGUGCCUCCACCCAUGGCCAGCGCGGUACCCGGACUUGGGAGCCUCAGUUUUCCGUGGAUGGAGAGCAGCCAGCGAUUCGCAAAAGACAGGUUUGCAGCAGCCCUGACGCCUUUCACUGUGGCUCGGCGUAUAGGUCACCCAUACCAGAACCGCACACCACCUAAGAGAAAGAAGCCUCGUACGUCUUUCUCCCGAGUACAGAUCUGUGAACUGGAGAAGCGCUUCCACAGACAAAAAUACCUGGCCAGCGCUGAACGAGCAGCUUUGGCCAAAACUCUGAAGAUGACAGACGCUCAGGUCAAAACCUGGUUUCAAAACCGCAGGACCAAAUGGAGGCGGCAGACGGCAGAGGAGAGGGAGGCAGAGCGACAGCAGGCCAACCGGCUGAUGAUUCAACUCCAGCAUGAUGUCUUCCAGAAGUCUUUGACUGAAUCAGUUCCAACAGACCCGCUCUGCAUCCACAACUCAUCACUGUUCGCCCUGCAGAACCUACAGCCUUGGGCGAGUGAAGAGAGCGGCAAGCUCGGGGGAGUGACUGCGCUCGUAUGAGUACCACAACUCAAGAAGCUAAGGACAUUCUCGUUCUUUUUUGAUGGACUGGGAUGUUGGUUGACCUUAUCUCCUUCCUAAAAGACUAUUUAAUUCCACAAAAAAGUGAGGAACUAAUACUGAACCAAUGAGCAAACCCAUAUAAAUAAAAAGUUCUGCAUCGUAUGAGCCUCUGCAGAAUAAACCAAGUCCAUUUUUUUUAGUGGCGUGUGUGU